CUUAUAUACCCUCAUCUCAAAAAUAACAGCCAAUCAAAGCUCACACCAGCUGCCCCCCCUCAUAGCUCCAAACUGCACCUCUCUCAAUGUUUGCCUGAUGUAAUCUGAUCCUUCAAUUGGUAAUUGAGCUUCAACGUCUUCUCUAAUUCUUUUUCAUAUUUGUUCUCUACAACCAAACGAAUCGAACAACAACAUGUCCUCCUGUAUUUUCUGUCGCAUCAUCAAGGGUGAUAUCCCCUCUUUCAAGCUGUUUGAGAGCGACAAGACUCUCGCUUUCCUCGACAUUGGUCCUCUCAGCAAGGGUCACGCCCUUGUCAUUCCCAAGCACCACGGUGCUAAGCUGGCCGAUAUUCCUGACGACCACCUCACCGAGAUUCUGCCUGUUGUCAAGAAGAUUGUCAAGGCGACUGGUGCCACUGAUUACAACAUCCUCCAGAACAAUGGCCGCAUUGCUCACCAAGAAGUUGAUCAUGUUCACUUCCAUAUGAUCCCUAAGCCCAACGAGACCGAGGGCCUCGGCGUCAAAUGGCCUACAAAGCCUGCUGAUAUGGAGCAGCUCAAGGCUUACUGCGAGGAGCUCAAGGCCAAGAUCUAAAGAGCUGCGAUAUACGCAUAUGCGGCAGUGCCCAAUUGGGAAAUUGGUUCAUGAAGAGCCCUUCUAGUAUUAUUGUCCGGUUACCAGGUACCAUCCUGCGCCCGCCAAAUCAACCUGAUUAUCUACA
Messenger RNA from Fusarium redolens, 722 nucleotides. RefSeq names its product HIT-like domain-containing protein. The coding region runs from base 194 to 595 and encodes 133 amino acids. The transcript has 6 exons. Gene Ontology annotation, biological process: nucleotide metabolic process. The record is from RefSeq and is a predicted model, not a curated record. Lineage: Eukaryota; Fungi; Ascomycota; Sordariomycetes; Hypocreales; Nectriaceae. Gene Ontology annotation, molecular function: catalytic activity.